Molecule: messenger RNA, 1409 nt
Organism: Daldinia caldariorum
Lineage: Eukaryota; Fungi; Ascomycota; Sordariomycetes; Xylariales; Hypoxylaceae
Product: DUF171-domain-containing protein
Exons: 3
Coding region: 295-1329 (344 amino acids)
Source: RefSeq, a predicted model, not a curated record
UGCGUACCUAAGGUACCUAGGUACUCCAUAUUCAGGGGAGAGAAUGACACGAUGAUGAAUCGAAAAUAACUGCGCUUGGACCAUAACGCACCAGUUACGAAGCUAUGCCUAAUGUAGAAGGCGGUGGGGAAGACGGUGAGGUUUUGCCGGCGGAAUUUUAAUUCAAUCAAUUCGAAGCUGGAAAUUUUACUUUGCGCCAUGUGAAAUGUGAUAAUAACAGCGAUUUUACGACUCUUACCUAGCUCAUCCCGCCUUUCGUCAUAUCUCAUAAAUAAAAUAAAAUAAAGGAUAAAAAUGGCAAGUUAUGAGCAAGACAGGCAGAAAAAACGCCGUCUCACAGAAGACGGCGACUACGUAGAUACCUCAAAGCCGACCGCCUUCUUUAAGCCUACCCAGGGUCGGGAUUGGACUAUCUCCGUAGCUGUCCCGGGAAGUGUUCUUUUGACCUGCCGUCGGGACGAUCAACGCACGGGCGUAGUGUCUCACAUCGCGCGUGCGCUCGCCGUAUUCAGCGUAGACGAAAUCGUCAUAUUCGACGACUCGCACCCGGACACCCGGCCCAAGCACGUCGACCCCGCGGCAUAUACCGGGGACGUCGACCCAUGCGGGUACCUCGACCACCUGCUGCAGUACCUGGAGAUGCCGCCGUUCAUGCGGCGCACGCUGCUGCCCAUCCACCCCAACCUGAGGGGCGCGGGGCUCAUGGCGAGCUUGGACAUCCCCUCGCACCCGCACUCCACCGACUGGCUACCAUACUGCGAAGGUGUGACGGUGUCCGGGACGCCGAAGGGUGGGAAGGGAACGCUCGUGGACGUGGGCAGGAAGGAGCCCGUGACUAUUAGCCACGAGGUCCCGCCCAAGACCCGGAUUACGGUUCGGAUGGACGAGAACGAUCCGUCGAGGGCGGAACCGGUAGACCCUAGCGUGCCGCGUGUCGAGGGAGGUUACUACUGGGGAUACUCGGUGCGACGCUGCGAUUCGCUCGCCAACAUUUUUGAAGAGUGCACCUACGAAGGCGGGUACGACCUAAACAUCGGAACGUCCGAGCGCGGCGUGUCUAUAUCGGAAGCGUUUCCCGAACGAAAGAAGAGUAAGGACGCGAUGGCCUUCAAUCAUCUUCUCAUUGUCUUCGGCGGGCCCCGAGGUCUUGAGAAUGCGGCGGAGAACGACCCCCAGUUGAAUGGCAUGGGGAUUGUGAAGGGGCGAACUAAGGAACUGUUUGAUCACUGGGUCAAUAUUCUACCCAGUCAAGGGAGUAGGACUAUCAGGACAGACGAGGCUCUGUUUAUCGGAUUGGCAGGAUUACGGAGAUUAUGGGAAGGGAGGUAAAUGUUCAUGAUAUUGACCCAGAUAUUCAAAAGAAAAGCAUCGGAAGCAUAAAUCCGCUAGGUUAGGGACUCUAAAACUAA